AUGCCUGGAGACAGAGAGGACGAGAUUUGUCAAAAGGCACUGGAACUCUUGUCGGAUCUCUGCUCUAAGGGCGAAGUGCAAAGCGACAAUUGUUUGGAUUUCAUAUAUUAUUUUCGCGAUCUUGCCAGACCGAGAUAUACAGACUCAGAGGUGUCAGUGAGCCUGCUGUCCCUGGUGGUGACAGCCUGUGGACUGGCCCUUUUUGGGGUCUCUCUCUUCGUGUCCUGGAAGUUGUGUUGGAUUCCCUGGCGAGAACAUGGCUGUGCUGGAUCGCCAGGGGCUAAGGAGGGCCAGGCGGAGCAGCAGGGCAUCUUCACAGAUGUGGAUGGUGCUGAUAACGAGUAUGGUCAGGACUACAUGAAGGAGCUCAUGUCAGCACCGGCACCUGAGUCGGCAAUGAAGAUUAGUCACACCUCGCCCGACAUCCCACUGGAGGUCCAGUCCAAGGACAAGGAGAACUGUGUCCACAAUGCCCGCAUGCAGCGGCAGAUCACAGAGCCAACCACAUCUGUGAGGCAUAACUCCAUACGGAGGCAGAUGAAUCUGUCCAACCCAGACUUCAACGUGGCUCAGUUCCAGAGGCAGGAAUCUUUGACCGGGCUGGGCCGGAUAAAGCCAGAGCUGUACAAGCAGAGGUCGGUGGAUGGGGAAGAUGGCCGGAGAAGCAACAGCUGUGGCCGCCUCCACUUCAUCCUCAAGUACGACUGUGACCUGGAGCAACUCAUUGUCAAGAUCCACAAGGCACAGGACCUGCCCGCCAAGGACUUCUCAGGCACCUCCGACCCUUAUGUGAAGAUCUACCUGCUCCCGGACCGCAAGACAAAGCACCAGACCAAGGUGCACCGCAAGACUCUGAAUCCAGUGUUUGACGAGGUCUUCUUGUUCCCCGUGGCCUACGCUGAGUUGCCCACACGCAAGCUGCACUUCAGCGUGUACGACUUCGACAGGUUCUCCCGCCAUGACAUCAUCGGCCAGGUGGUGGUGGACAAUUUCCUGGACCUGAACGACUUCCCAAGGGAAACAAAACUCUGCAGGGACAUCCAGUAUGUCACCUCGGAUAAUGUUGACCUAGGUGAUCUCAUGUUCUCACUCUGUUACCUUCCCACUGCUGGAAGGCUGACCAUCACCAUCAUAAAGGCAAGAAACCUAAAAGCCAUGGACAUCACUGGGGCAUCAGAUCCGUAUGUAAAGGUUUCUUUAAUGUGUGAAGGACGAAGACUAAAGAAGAGAAAAACAUCCACGAAAAGAAACACACUCAAUCCUGUCUACAAUGAAGCCAUAGUCUUUGAUGUCCCUCCAGAAAACAUUGACCAAAUUAGCCUUUUAAUAGCUGUAAUGGACUAUGACCGCGUAGGUCACAAUGAGGUCAUUGGAGUGUGUCGGGUGGGCAACGAGGCAGAGAGCCUGGGCCGUGACCACUGGAAUGAGAUGCUGAUGUACCCUCGCAAGCCCAUUGCCCACUGGCACCCUCUUAUUGAGUGGGUGGGACAAGGUGCCACGAGCGGGAGCCAGGGUGGGUCCUGUAAUUCCCUGAAGGCUCCCCCAUCUCCGUAG
Megalops cyprinoides (Indo-Pacific tarpon) is the source of this 1554-nucleotide messenger RNA. Its product is annotated as synaptotagmin-9-like. Gene Ontology annotation, cellular component: membrane; dense core granule. The transcript has 7 exons. The record is from RefSeq and is a predicted model, not a curated record. Bases 1 to 1554 code for a protein of 517 amino acids. Gene Ontology annotation, molecular function: phosphatidylserine binding; calcium ion binding; SNARE binding. Lineage: Eukaryota; Metazoa; Chordata; Actinopteri; Elopiformes; Megalopidae. Gene Ontology annotation, biological process: cellular response to calcium ion; calcium-ion regulated exocytosis; regulation of dopamine secretion.